UAUGGAGUCUAUGGAGACACAGUGGUUUGCGUAUAAGAAGACAGUAAACCCACUUCUUCUAUUCUCCAGUCCGGUCACUCACUUCAUUUCACUACCAACUAGUAUUCACUUCUGUCGCCGGGCGACUUCUAUCACUUAGUACAUUUUUUGAUCAUCUAAUCGUUCAUCCAACUUCAAUCACCCACCACUACUUUACCACUUAAUCGAAAGAUCCAACCACCCAACCGACAACAUGCUUCCUCAACACGUCCUCUUCGCGCUCGUCGCCACUGUCGCUGCCGUCCCCCUUAACAUCAACUUGGGUGCCUACUCGCCUGCCCUGGUAGUCGGUGAUGGAGAGAUCUCGCUAGGAUCAACAGAAUCAGCUUCAGAGUUGAUGGCUACGCUCGCUUCGGGAGCCGCAGCCAACGCCGGUGGGGAGGGCGCAGCACAAGGUCAGCAAGAACAACCGGCCGCCGAACAGCCCGCAGCUGAAGGCGAGCAAGCUCAAGAACAACCAGCUGAAGGAGAAGCAGCUAAACGAUCCAACCUUCGCCGCGCCGUCAACGACAUCAUCAGCAAGCGUGCUCCCGUCGAGCCCAAGAUGGCAGCCGUCGAGGAGGCCAUGCAAUGGAUCAAGCGCGACCUCGCUGGCUUCAACGCUGCUCUCGGCUACGCCAAGGAGGCCCAGAAGGACAUGCCCAAGGUCGAGAUGGGCACUGAGAACGCCGGUGUCGGUCUCCUCGUCAACCCCGGUGUCAACGUCCCCAAGGACUCUGCCGCCGCUGGCGCCCCUGCCGAGAAGCGCAAGCGCGACGAGGUGGUCGAGGAAGAGGACGCACCCAAGAUGACUUUGGUCGCCAUCACCGAAGUCUGAGCACUAUACCCGACUUUGCAUUUCAGCUAGCAUCGUCUCCCUCCAAAAGACAUCACGCGCCAUGGGAGGAGAAGUUAUAUACGACAAUCAUGUCACAAGCUCGAUCUUGUAUGUUCCGAGCGCGAGUUUUCUUUUCAGCAAGCAUCAGCAGGAUCCCGCGUACUGCGGACCGGAAGAUGAGGAGUUUUUGGGUAACGGUAUUGAUGGAUGGACGGACGAACAAGGCAAUGGAAGAUGAGAUAAAACGUC
This is a messenger RNA of Alternaria rosae, 1105 nucleotides long. RefSeq lists its product as uncharacterized. The coding region runs from base 233 to 856 and encodes 207 amino acids. Lineage: Eukaryota; Fungi; Ascomycota; Dothideomycetes; Pleosporales; Pleosporaceae. The transcript has a single exon. The record is from RefSeq and is a predicted model, not a curated record.